CAUUGGAAACAUACCCUCCUCUCCCCGCGGGGACAUGAUACUCCUGCAAAACCCUCGACCUAGACGGUGCAGCGCCGCCGGCCCGCCGCCGCGGUCUCUGCCUCUGCCUCGUCAUGGCGCGGACGAUGCUGCCGUCUCCUUCGCCUCACACCGCCGUCAAGAGAGAAAUCGAGGACGCAGAGCCCACCGCUCACACGCCGGCGUCACUGCCUCGCAAGAAGCGCCGCCGUGGAGGCCGCCUCCCAGUGACUCCCACCCAGCUUCCCCUAAGCCCUCCCCUCGUCACGCCCCAGACCAUCCCAUCGGUGGCAUCAGGGGACGCGUCCUUCGCCGGCCUAACGCCGACGCCCGUGUUCUCUGCCGUCAAGGACGAGUCCGGCGCGGACACCGGGGUGGGGAGCAACGGGAGGGCGUCCGGGAAACGGAAUGACUCGCAGGACCUCCGCUCCGUCCCGAGGCCCGCGGCAGCGGAGCCUCCCACUCUCUGGCUCAACCGCCGGCGUCUGGGCCUCAUCCUCCACGAGCUCGCGGGAGCGCACCGGUGGCGCGACGCGGCCAGCGUCGUCUCGACGCUCCUUAGCGGCAACCGAAAGCCCGACUCCUACGAGGAGACGCGCAGAAUGUUCGUGGUGGCCAUGGAGAUUCAUAAGCGGCUUGCUGAGGACAGCAGCGUGCAGUACGGUGGCAGGAGCAGCUACUACCUCAGAACGCAGAAGUUGUUCAAUGUUUGGAUGCGAAAGCUGAUUUGGUUUCCUUCUUGCCCAAAAAAAAACUUGGUUACACUUGAACUGGCCCUAUUUUACCUUUCACAAGGCAACAUCGACAAUGCACACAUCGCAACAAGAACCCUUAUCGCCAAUGGUAAACUGCAGACAGAACCAAUCUUAAAUCUCGUUCAUGGUUUAAUAUCAUUUGAUAAAUGGUACUCUGGCUUGCCUAAAGAUAUGCAAGUUGAGGAUUUUGAUGUUUAUGAUGAAUCAUGCGGUAUUCCGAUGAAGUCAAAUGGUUCUGCAGGAACUGAUCUUCUGGUUAAUUCAGAUGAGGAUAGCAUGAAUAUUGAUGAGUCCAGUUUGGCUACUUGCUCUUCAGAAAGUUCUAUCAAUAAUGAGAAUAUAGACAAAAAAAUGAAUAACAAACCUGGUUUUCUUCACCCUAAAGAGGAAAUGGAUCCACUUGAAUCACAAGGAAAUGAAAACUUGCGAAGCAUAUUUUUGGAUACCUCUGAUGGUCCUACUUGUGGAUUGGAGCAGAGCUUGCUGCCUUUAAAGCUGAAGUUCGCUACUGGGGCUUCCAAUGAUUGUUUUGAUAAAUAUAUGAAGUACAAGUCAGUGCCUAAUACCUUGUAUGAAGAUGCAGAAAAAUGUCUAAGAUUGGCUCUUUAUUCAAAUCCGCCAGUGAUGGCUGCAUUAUUGCCACUAAUACAGAUUCUCCUCCUAGGUGAUAAACUGAAAGUUGCACUAAAUGAGCUUGAGAAGGCCUGCCUCAGUUUAGCUACAGCCCUCCCUUUCAGGUUGAGAGGUAGGCUGCUGGAAGAGUAUGACCAAAACCAGGUAUCAACCAUUUUCUCUUGCUAUGAGGAGGCUUUGAGAAGAGAUCCUACAUGUAGCUACUCCAUGGAGAGGCUAAUCAAAAUGCAUAAAAAAGGAUAUUAUAACACCAUCCAACUACUUGAGGCAAUAGCUUUACAUUUAGAUUCCGUCAAUGGGAAAUCCUGCAUCUGGGAAGAGCUUGUAUCAUGUUUCCUUCGGCUUUUUUCUGACAAUACUGCUGACUACGAGGAUUGCAUAUCAUGUACUAAUACCCAUGGGGGUGAAUCAUUGGAGGCUUCCAGUAAAUUUUCUUCAGUCUUUUUUGAGCAGUUUACCAGAGAAUCAUGGAAGGCCCGAUGCAGAUGGUGGGCACGCCAUCAUUUCAGCCAAAAUGCUUAUACAUCAGAAGCUCAGUCAGGUGAUUGCAAGCUCCUGGCUGCCAAGGCAGCUUGUGCUGCUCAUUUGUUUGGACCAGAAUUCCCAUAUGUCAAAGCAGUUGGUGUCUAUAUUGCAAAGCAAGAAGCUCUGGACGAAAUCAGUGUCCUAGUCAGAAAUAAGCAGAACUCUGUCAGGCUAUUACAAACUUUGGAGAAACUAACACGAUGAUUCUUUCACCAUUGCUUGGUGUUGGUAAUUAGCAUAAUGUUGACGAUAUUUUAUAGACCCCUUGAUGAAGCAAAAUUUUGUAGGAUCAAUAGCAUGUCACUAAUGUAGUGUGUUGGCAGAAAAUUUUGUAGUAUCAAUAGCAUGUCACUAAUGUAUGUGUUGGCAGAACCUUGGCGCUGGAUGAAAUCUUGGCGCGGGUGAUGCCAUACGUUGUGUAGCAGCAAAAAAAGCAAAGACAUCAGAAACGUAAGAGAUAGAAGCCAUUUGCUCCCUUGUUUUUUUUUUGUUUUUGCGAAAUGUAAGUACAAGGCCGAGAAGAGUCCUGAAAAUUUAUACUUAUUUCAUUAUCCCUGGAGCUGCACUGAGGGUCUGUUUGACAACUUUACAAAUGAAAAUUUUAAG
Zea mays is the source of this 2537-nucleotide messenger RNA. RefSeq lists its product as uncharacterized. The coding region runs from base 114 to 2135 and encodes 673 amino acids. The transcript has 9 exons. Gene Ontology annotation, biological process: transcription by RNA polymerase I. The record is from RefSeq and is marked validated. Lineage: Eukaryota; Viridiplantae; Streptophyta; Magnoliopsida; Poales; Poaceae. Gene Ontology annotation, cellular component: RNA polymerase I transcription regulator complex.